GCAGUCGCUUAACGAGAUUUAUAGCGUGCAAAACGUGAGAUAAAUAAUUUAACAAAAAUACAGAUAAUAUUGUGUGUACAAUUAAAAAGAAACAAACAAAUUUAAUACACGCAAUGAAAUGUGGUAUUGUAAUUAAGUGGAUAUAUACUUAAUAUAUAAUGAAUGAUACGUACUCAUAAAGAGUUAUAGGUGAUACUUUAACAAUUAAAUUAAUUACAAUUACUUGCUUUUCACAAUUAUAUUAUAAGAAUACAAAAGAAUUUUCUAGGUUUACACGCACUCCGUUUGCUAAUAGGAAGCCAUCGGAGUUGGAUCAUCAAGCAUCGCAUGUCGUGCAAGUCCCAACAAAUAUACAUAUAUGUAUAUAAUUUAAUUAAUGCUCAAAUGGGCAACAGAGAUUACACUAUCAAAUAAAAUCAAUAAAGUGUUUAAAUAUUUAUAAAUAAAAGAAUAUCAAGAGCCGAACCCCGCAUUAUUUACACCUCUCUCUAAUUCUCUUAGUUCAAUUAUGCGAAAUUUCAGUUAGGCAUUUAAAUUUGAAACUAGUCAUCCAGUGGCUUGCUUAUCUGUCAGUACACUGAAAUCGCUUCACACGCGUGCACGUUGCCAACAUACAUAAUACGAGUAAUGAGUUCAGAAUACGACAGAGACGAGCAAGUGCCGCCACAAUGGUUGAACACUGGCUUCUUUGAGCGCGUCUUUCAGCCGAAAAACAACGGCGAAAAAAUGCAGAUUAUAAAUAUUAAAGUUCAACCCGCAACCAAAAAGGGUGAGCACUACGCCAGUGUAAUGUUCCGCGUAAAGGCGACGUUUACAUUUGCCGCCGACUGUGCCGCUGCACAAAGACCGCAAAGCAAGUCAUUCAUUGUAAAAGCGCUACCGGAGCUGGAGGGCGAGAAGCAGCGUUUGCUGGAAGGCUCAAAGCUCUUCGAAACCGAAAUCGGCAUUUAUACCGACGUUUUGCCCAAGCUGGUGGAGGUGCUGCGAUUGGCAGGCGAGCGCAUACGAUUUGGCGCCCAUUGUCUUCACCAUGCUCUGACGCCCAUUAAGGUAUUGGUUUUUGAAGACUUAACAGAGAUCGGUUAUGAAAUGGUGCGCGGUCGAACGUUGACGCUUAAGGAAAUAAAGGCCGGCUAUCGCAAAUUGGCUAAGUGGCAUGCUGCUAGCUAUAAAUUGGCGAAUGAUCAACCCGGACUUUUUGAUAAAUAUUACGAGAGUUUCAUGACCAUACCGUAUGUUGUCAAUAGCUCGUUCAUAUCAGGCGGAAUCAAGAACUUUAUCGAUAUGCUCGACACUGUACCAUCCUUAAAAAUGUACAAACCAUACUUUCAGGCCAUGCAACCAGGCUGGGCUACCAAAUGUCGUGCAACAUACACGGAAUAUUUCUAUAAUCCUCAACCCCACACUUGGUAUGGCGUCUGUCACGGAGAUGUGCUAGCCAACAAUUUGAUGUUCCGGCAUGUACCUCUUACUGGCGAAUUGGAUGAUGUAUUGUUGGUGGAUUACCAGCUUGCUUAUAUGGGACCUUUAGUCAAUGAUCUCAUUUAUUCUUACUAUAUGCUCUACACGCCGGAGCAACGUGCCGAAAAUUAUGAGGAACUCUUUGAGCAUUAUUUCAGACAUUUCGUACAGACAUUGGAAAUGCUGGGAUAUCAAACAGAAGCGCUAACAUUUGAAUGUUUCCAGCAACAACUGAAACGGCAGAAAGUUUUAGCACUUUUUCUUUUAGUCAGCUUUCUGCCAAUACGCCACGCAUUGCUUGCUGGUCUAAUAGACAGGGAUCACCUGAUGGCCACCGAUGAUGAGCGGCGCGACCUCUACUAUGACAAAAAUUACAUUGCCGAGUUGCACAGCAUUCUACCAAUGUAUUUGAAAUUAGGCUAUUUGCAAUAACAUAAUAAAAUAACAACAAUACUAUAAAUAAGAAA
This is a messenger RNA of Zeugodacus cucurbitae (melon fly), 1928 nucleotides long. RefSeq lists its product as uncharacterized. NCBI's taxonomy places the organism in Eukaryota, Metazoa, Arthropoda, Insecta, Diptera, Tephritidae. The transcript is spliced from 4 exons. The record is from RefSeq and is a predicted model, not a curated record. Bases 628 to 1893 code for a protein of 421 amino acids.